AUGACUUCGUCCCACUCUCAGGAAGGCCCCAGCGGCCACCACAGUACACCGCAACCACAGCCGCAAUCGCAACCGCAACCGCAACCGCAACCGCAACCACAAGCCCAGUCGCAACCCCAGCCCGCAGAUGGCCAGCCGACUGCCUCGAGAACACCGCCCGCCAGCGAUCGGCCCUCCGACCAAACACCCAUUCAGACGAGCCGUGUCGACGAUACGACAACAACAACGAACCAAGAGUCGGCGCCGUCCAGGAGUCUGCCCCCAUCAUCCGACCCACCGGCCCAUCCUGUCCAAACCUCGACAUCACACGGCGAGGGGAUUCCGCCGCGCCGCCGCCCCGACGAUGGCCACAUGAACAAGUCCAAUGAUUUUGUUGAGAACUGGCUCAUCACGACUGACCAGCUGCCGCCGCAGUCCGUCCAGGCUGGGACUGCUGAACAUGUCGCGCCUCCCGACGCUGCUGUUGCUGCUGCUGCUGCUUCUACGGCAGCCGCAGCGACAGCAGUCGAGUCCCACGCACCAAACGGACUUACCAGCGACUUCGCCAAACCUGACGUAGCAAUGCUAGGACAAGACAUCCCGCAUGACUUCGUCCAAGGCUUACCCGCAGAUCUCCCUGUGACGGGAGACUCAUACCUCCCCAUAUCUAGCGAAAAUCUACCUCUUUCUUGGUCGCUCCCUGGGCCAUUUACCUUCCAGCCUGGCGUCUUUCAGCCUGGCGUCAGCGUUUCCCAGGGAAAUGACGAAGAUAUGUCUGAUGACGCGGCCUCACUUGACGAGCCAGUAUUGGAUGGGACCAGUUUCGACCGAAUGGCACGCCUAGAGUUUGCUGAUACUUUCGUUGCAAUAACAACAAAUACGACAAUAAUAGGACGAGAUCAGCGCGUCUACAAAAGGGCUGUAAUGAAUAAAAAACGCGCCGAGGGCGGCUUGUCUCCUAUGUCGAGAGCAGUGCCACAAAAACGUGGCCACUACAGCAAAUCCUACGUUAGUCAAGAGGGUGGUGCUCUGGGCCCCGAGUCGGACGGCGAGGGGAGGUCCAGAUCGUCCAAGCGACGUAGGACACUUGACAACGGCCAAUAUACGCUUUCGCCCAAGCAACAGACACCAGCCGCGGAUGACCCUUCAGCACCUGACAACGUCAUCAGCAGUCGGCAAUAUGUCGACCAUACCCCAGGAGCGGUACCCGUCGACAUGGAUAAUCUUCGCCCUUCAUCCGAUGAUGUAGCCAGAAUAGACAUCCACGGUGCCGGCCCCGACAUCAUUGAGACUUCCAAGGGCAUCUCGAGGGAUCAUCUCAAGAUACAGUAUGAUGAGGAAAAUCGUGUCUGGCAGGCAACAGCCAUCGGCAGAAAUGGCUUCUUCUGUGAAGAGAGGCUCUACCACAAGGACGAGGUUGUCACUCUCCGCUCUGGCUCUCACCUUCAGAUCCAAGCUGUCGGCUUCAUAUUUACGAUCAGCGGCGUUGAAGAUGGGAAGCUUGGUAAUGAAGAACCAAGAGCCUACUUCGAGGACGGUAAGAAGAUGAGUCUCGACUUUUCCAACUCCCGUUUAGAAUCCGACAUGCGAUCCACCGACGACGCGUUAUCGUCGCCCGUACAAAUGCCUACUGCGUCCGCAAUGCUCGAUACCGAUGACUCGGAUGACUCAGAUAGCGAGGCUCACGGGUCCACCAGCCUCAAACCAGCUGUCAAGGAUGUUGCUCGCAAGGCCGAGCCGGAGGAACCUAUACGGCCAACGAUCGAGUCCGAUCAUGUCAAAGAACCCACGCAGACGGUGCAGCCGGACGCAUCACAGGCUGUGGUUCCUCCAAAGAAACGUGGGCCAGGGCGGCCUCCGAAGAACGGCGUCAUGUCGAAGAGGGAAGAGCGUGAGCUGAAGAAGAAGCGCGAAGAGGAGGAUAAGAAGAAUAACCCACCUCAAGAGCCGGGGAACCCCCCAACGAAGAGGAAGGUCGGGCGCCCCAGGAAACAUCCUCGGCCUGAAGAUGAGGGCGACCAGCCGGAGAAGCGCAAAUACAAGCCACGCAAGCCAAAGAACGAAGAUGGGGAGGACGAUGAAGAUCCGGAGGGCGACAAGGCUGACAAACAGAAGCGACUUCAAAAGCCAAAGACUCCACCAUUGGACUUAGGCAAGAAGGAGAAUUUUACGGAAGAGCAGCUGCAGAAGCCCAACAAAAACUACCAGACGUUGAUUGACGAGGUCUUGUCCAAGGGGCCUGAAGACGGCCUCACCCUGAAGCAGAUCUACAAGAGGAUCGCCAGGCAGUAUCCGUAUUUCUUCUUCAUGGUUGACACCAAAGGCUGGGAAAGCAGUGUGCGACACAAUCUCAUCGGGAGUCACUGCUUCCAUAAGAACCAAGAAACGCAUCUCUGGAAGCGUGUCCAAGGCAUUCCCCUGGAAUCGGGUAAGAAGCGGAAGCCGAGCGACACUGCCGCAGAGCCGCGGGGUCCACAAAUUUACAACGGCAGCUUCAAUCCUUCUCACGGCUAUCAGCAACCCCCGCACCCCCAGCAAUAUCCAAAUCAACACAUGGUCCCCGCUGGAGGUGGCCCUCCGAUGAAUGGGAUGAAUGGGAUGAAUGGGAUGUCCCGGUAUCAACCCAGCGGUCAGGCGCAUCCGGCUGCCAUCCCAAAUUCGACCCUUCCUGGCACUACGCCGAGCCAGCAGGCCGCCACUCGCCCGGGCUUCCCACAACAUACACCGCAGCAGCAGCAGCAGCCACAACAACUGCCGCCUCCGCCGACUACUGUGUCCCAGCCAAGUACCUAUGCCGCUACCGCGGGACCGCCAAGGCCACAAUACCCAAGCUCCCAGCAGCAUCCUUACAAUCCCGCAUUCAAUCAAAGGCCACAACAGCCACCAAUGGUACAUGGCACUGCCGCUGGCACUCACCAGACACAGAACCACGCUCAGCACCCUCUGGCAGGACGACCUGGCCAGGGCGCGCUGACGACAAGUCAGCGAGGUCCGGCUAACGUCCAUACUGGUCCGGUACAGCAGAAUCAGCGAGCUCCUAGCUUACCGCACCCACAGCAGCCCGUGCCAAACACUGUACCGCCCGCGGCUUCAGGGCCCGCGGUGGAGCCUUCACUGAGAGAAUUCCUUGGGAAGUUCUCUAGCGAGGUUGUUAAGCAACUCCAAGGCCGCGUAAAACGCCCACACGCUGUUGCUGUGUCUGUUAUCAAUCGUGGGCUGGGCUUAACCGACAUGAGCCUGGCGCCAGAGCACGAGAACUUCGAGAAGGCGAUCAUCAGCAUUUUCCACACACACAAGCUGACCUACUCCAAGCCGAAGGCCACCACAGCGUCAACGACCGCGACGGAGCCAUCUAGGCCUCCGCCCGCUACAACAGCGCCAGCUGUGAACGGGAACGGGAACGGGACCGGGACCGCGGCCGCAGCUGGAUCGGCUCCGGCAGUGCCUUCUCCGGUGCACGCAACACCGAUUUCCGCUCCCAGUGGCUCUGCUCCUACUGGCUCUACUCCGACUGGCUCUACUCCUACUGUCUCCGGCCCCAAUGAUUCUGCUUCCAACGGUUCUGGUACCGCCGCAAGUAAAGUCAACGGAUCUCUGACUGCGACCGCCAACGCUCCAAAUGGCACCACUGUGGGAACACAUCCUGUGCUUGGUCGCAAUGAGUUAUCCACUACUGGACCUGCUCCGGCCGGCCCCACGACACCUUCUGCUGCUCCGGAAUCUGCUCAAACCAGCACCGCUGUCGGUGCUGGCAACCCGUCUGGAUCAUCGACUGGUCCCCAAUCCAAUGGUGUCCCAAAGGUCAACAGCCCCGUCCCAUCCCGCUCAAGCGCGACACCAGCACCAGGCACCCCUGCUCCCGAUGCGAACAACGUGCAGCUCCUGGACCCGAAGCUUGUUGAAGUGAUUCAGGAUUACAAAAGGCUCAGCCAGCAAGUCCUGAUUCCCCAGGUCGGUAAGCUCCAGGCGGAGAUACUGGUGAUGAGCGCGGUGAAUCGUGUACUGGGGUUCACAACCGAAACAAUCGUCCCGCACACCAGUCAAGGCCAGAAGCUCGGCCUUAGGGAAGCGGAAGACGCGCUUAUCAACAGCCUGAGACCCCGGAUAGAUGCUUACCUCAGGAAUAAGCAAGCGCCUCCUACGGUUCCUUCUGCGGCGCCUACAACGUCAACACCUACGCCUGUCCACGCCACCGCCGGCCUACAACAGAACGUCGGUCUGCUAGACCAACGCAUGGCCCUCGAGUGGGCGCGAGAUAACGUUGCCGCGUUUGGAGGCGAUCCUUUGAAGAUCACCGUCUUCGGGCAGUCGGCCGGAGGCGCGUCGACCGACUAUCUCAACAUCAUGUACCCGGACGACCCCAUCGCAAACGGGUUCAUCCCGCAGUCCGGGGUGGCCAGCGGCGCGGUCGGGGCGCUUGCGGGCACGCCCGAGGACGCCGCCUCGGCCUGGUACGACGUGUCUGCCUCGGCGGGCUUGCGGUGGCGAGGAGGCUGGGCCACGGACGUGGGUGACAUGUUCUGGAGUGGCUACAUCUUUCCGGGUGGUCUUCAAGCUUGGAACAAGACACCAACGACACCCCCAGUCCAAACAGGCUUCUCCCCAGUGGCGGAUGAUAAAACUGCGCCAUCGGCGGCUGUGGACCGCAUAAACGCAGGCGGCUUCGCCAAGGUGCCGAUGCUAGUGGGCAACGCCGAGAACGAGGCCGGGUUCAUCCGGCCGGUGCUGCUCGCGUACACGUGCUUUGACAGGUCGACGGUGGACACGAUCGCGCCGCUGACCAACGUGGUGCAGCCGAUCCUGGACAUCGCCAACCUCGUCGGCUUCACGUGCGGGGCGCGGCAGGCGGCCGGGCUGAGGGUGGACCAGGGCGUCACGGCGUACCGGUACCGCCUGUACGGGGGCAACUACACGAAGCUCCAUGUCAACUACGUCGGGGCCGACUACCACACCUCCGAGCUGCCCGUCGCGUCCAUGGGCGCCUUUAUGAGGAACGCCUGGGCCGAGUUUGCGAGGGACCCGGAGGACGGGCUGGCGAACCUGGGCUGGCCGAAAUAUGAUCCCGACGACGACACCCUUGCGCGGCUCGCAUUCGAGGGCGAGACGGAGCCGUCCUAUGUUGACCCAGAUGACACGGACACGCUGUGCACCCCCAUCAACUUGGUGCUGAACAGGGUCACCGGGUCGACCAGCACCGUGAUGAGCUGCCUUCACUCCGCCCUCAUGGCCGUCGUGGCCAACGGGACGCAGUCAGAACAGGUGAAGCAGGCCCUGGCUAAGAGCUCAGGGCCUCUGAACCCGACGUCUGUCACAGACAUAAUCACGGGUCUUGCCAGCUUGAUGGGGAAGCUUUGGAUCACUCGACGCGACGAAGGCAUGUUCUCGGAGGAGUUUUGA
Diaporthe citri is the source of this 5376-nucleotide messenger RNA. RefSeq lists its product as uncharacterized. The transcript has 6 exons. Gene Ontology annotation, biological process: regulation of ribosomal protein gene transcription by RNA polymerase II. Bases 1 to 5376 code for a protein of 1791 amino acids. Gene Ontology annotation, molecular function: DNA-binding transcription factor activity; protein binding; sequence-specific DNA binding. The record is from RefSeq and is a predicted model, not a curated record. Gene Ontology annotation, cellular component: nucleus. NCBI's taxonomy places the organism in Eukaryota, Fungi, Ascomycota, Sordariomycetes, Diaporthales, Diaporthaceae.